UCGGCCGUCGAAGCGCGCCGAGUUCGGACGUGUAAUCUGUUCUUCCUGAACGUCUUCGUAACGCAUCUCUCUCUCUCUCUCUCUUUCCCUCUCUCUCUUUUUCUGUCUCUCUUUUCCCUUGAUUUUACAAAUCAUUUACAUCUUACAUUUUUGUUUCAUCUUUUUUCCUUCGUCAAAACUCGUCGUCAAAACCCAAUCGACGCUAGUGAUCACGCUCGAUCGUUACAACUUUUGAUCACUUCCUUACCUCGAUAUUCGAUCAAAUCGAAAAAGUUCCACGUGCUCCGGACAAUAAUAAUCGAUCGAGAUCAUUUUUUUUUUUUUUAAUCUGAUUCCCCGUUCGAAUCUUCUCCUUUUCAUCUUUCUCUAUUAUUAUCUCUUUUUCGUUUCUUAUUAUUAUUAUAAUUAUUGUGAUUCUUCGCAUCAAAGUGCCAAUCAUGUUGUCCUGGGACUUUUUAACUAUCGCCAUGAUAACGAGCAUCAUCUUGGCUUACACCAAUGGAACCUCUAUAGAUUUCGAUUCUACCGAUUACGAUGCGCUUUCCGAAAAUGAAGGAAAAUCGUCGGACGAUAAAGAAUUAUCCGACGCACGCGAGGUUCGUUGUUAUUGUAAUCAACCGGAUUGUGUGCCACAAGGAUAUAUGUGUCGUGGUAGAGGUUGUUUCACCGAAUUACCCUCGAACGUUGGUUCAUCCUUAUCAAGGACGGAACAUAAUGCUUACAGCGGUUGCCUCGACAAGAGUUUCAAAGAACGACAAUGUCCUGCGGGAUUCAUUUGUUGCGAGCAGGAUCUCUGCAAUCACGUAGACAGUCCUGCGAUGAGAAACAGACUCAACAAGACUCUUCAAGUAUUAGUGAACGAGCAACGUACGUAUCUAGGACCCGUACAACCAACUGGACACGGAAGUCAAUCGUCGGAUAGCUGGUUCAAAACCGCGACGAUAGCCGUUCCAAUAUGUGGCUUGAUCGCUCUCUUGGUCUUGGCUAGUCUUGCGAUCAGAUUGCUUCAGCCGGUACCUCUGCAAGGCGACAAACUCGGAGGUCAUAGAACGGCGGAUAACGGGCCGCCAUUACUGGGACCAGCAAAAGUGCCUCUCGUUUAAAUAAGAAAUUAAUUAAUGAACUUGCGAUCCAAAGACACUCCUUUAUAAAUCGCGUCCUAGCGAAUAAUUAAUUAAGACUACAUACGUAAGAAGCUAGCGAGCUGUCCUGGCUCUACUUGGCUGUGAAUCCUUCGAGGGAAGCGUCUUUUUAAUUGUAAAUUAUGAUUGACCCGUUACUCGCGCACUUAUCGUCGCAUUUUUUAUAUGAAUACGCCCGACGGAGGCGAUUAUUUUAUAAAAUAGAUAAGAAUUGAGAGAGAGAGAGAGAGAGAAUGAGAAUGGCAACGUAUAAGUUACAUAUUGUAACGCACCUUUCUAGUAGCGUUAGACAACUUGUAAAUAGAUUUAUUUGUAUUUUACUUCGCUAUUGAUUAGCUAUCUUGAAUAUCUUAAUAAUCAUCGUGCAAGAGACAUAACGCAAGCUAAUACGAUCGAGAAUAUUUUGAAAAGCUCGAUCUUUCUCUAAGCAGAAAUCAAUAACAUCGCAGUGUACGACGAAAAAGCGAUGGCGUGUAAUGUUACGACUGUGCCUUGUUAUGUAAAAGAUAGAGAGAAAAUAUGACGUAAGGGAGAAAACAAAGAAUGAUUGCCGAAAAAACUACCCCACGAACAUACUGGCAUUUUUGCAACGUUCGAUCGUUGAUCGUGCAGCGCGUAUUUAUCGCACAUUUCUAAAUGUAUUCCAUAUAAACAUUUAUAUUGUGAUAGUAUGACUUAAUAUUAUUGUGUAAAGUUAUUCGACCUGUAUCGCGAGUUUACUUCGUGAUACAUACGACUCGCGAGGGAUAACUCGAUAUAAAAGAAUUUUAGGAAAAUAUAACGGAAGGUUUUUUCAAUA
Molecule: messenger RNA, 1941 nt
Organism: Vespula vulgaris
Lineage: Eukaryota; Metazoa; Arthropoda; Insecta; Hymenoptera; Vespidae
Product: BMP and activin membrane-bound inhibitor homolog
Exons: 3
Coding region: 438-1103 (221 amino acids)
Source: RefSeq, a predicted model, not a curated record